Doryrhamphus excisus (bluestripe pipefish) is the source of this 7097-nucleotide messenger RNA. RefSeq names its product synapsin III (gene syn3). The record is from RefSeq and is a predicted model, not a curated record. Gene Ontology annotation, molecular function: ATP binding. Gene Ontology annotation, cellular component: synaptic vesicle membrane; synaptic vesicle. Lineage: Eukaryota; Metazoa; Chordata; Actinopteri; Syngnathiformes; Syngnathidae. Gene Ontology annotation, biological process: neurotransmitter secretion.
CCCCGGCAUGCAUUGCGGAAGUGUCUGCGUGAGGGAGGAGAGAGAGAGCGAAGGUGGGGGGCUUGGCUUGGCCGGGUUGCUUGGAAUUAGGAGGACAGCAGGGAAGAAGAAGAAGAGGCAGCAGCAUCCUUAAAAGAAAGAAGAGAAAGAAGGCUCCCCAUCUUACUCAUCACUGAUAACCGCUCAGGACUUUUCCACAACACCUCCUUUGGCCUGACCGACCCACCAGCCCCGUCACCAUGAACUACCUUCGCCGGCGCCUGUCAGACAGCAGCUUUGUGGCCAACCUCCCCAACGGCUACAUGAUGGAUCUGCAGAGGCCAACCCCUCCAGGUUCAUCCACCUCCUCUCCGGCCUCCCCGGCCACAGAGAGGCGACAGCCCCCUGCCUUCCCAACCCAGACUCAGGGCCCGGCUCCAAGCUCCGCCGCAGGGACAGGCAGCUUCCUCAGUUCUUUCUCCAGUGUGGUGAAGAGCGCCCAGAUGGCGCAGAAUGUCGCAGCUGCCGCACAUGCUAAGUCAGCAGCGGCGGCGGCGGCCACUGAGGGCGCUCCAACAGGGAGCAGUCAGCCCGCCAAGCCUGUUGUCCGCAAACCUAAGAUCCUGUUGGUCAUUGAUGAUCAGCACACAGACUGGGCCAAGUAUUUUAGAGGCAAGAAGCUGAAUGGGGAGUAUGAGAUCCGAGUGGACCAGGCAGAGUUCUCAGAGAUCAACCUGGCCUCCUAUGUCGGUUCGGGGUGCAUGGUGGACAUGCAGGUCAACAAGGGUGGCACAAAAGUGGUCAGGUCCAUCAAACCGGACUUUGUCCUGAUUCGCCAGCAUGCCUACAGCAUGGUCCCAGGAGAGGACUUCAGGAACCUGGUCAUUGGCUUGCAUUUUGGCGGCGUCCCAAGUAUCAACUCCAUCUUCUCCAUCUACAACUUCUGCAGCAAGCCUUGGGUGUUUUCUCAGAUGAUUAAGCUCUACCACUCACUCGGUGCUGAGAAAUUCCCCUUGAAUGAACAAACCUUCUAUGCCAACCACAUGCAGAUGGUUACAACCCCUUCCUAUCCUGUGGUGGUGAAGAUGGGUCAUGCUCACUCAGGCAUGGGGAAGAUCAAAGUUGAAAAUCAGCAGGACUUCCAGGACAUCACCAGCGUGGUGGCGCUGGCCGGGACCUAUGCUACCACUGAGCCCUACGUCCAGUCCAAGUAUGACAUCCGCAUCCAGAAGAUCGGCAACAACUACAAGGCUUACAUGAGAACCUCAAUUUCUGGAAACUGGAAGGCCAACACAGGUUCGGCCAUGUUGGAGCAGAUUGCCAUGACUGACAGAUACCGACUGUGGGUGGAUUCCUGCGCCGAGAUGUUUGGUGGCCUUGACAUUUGUGCUGUGAAGGCCGUCCACGGAAAAGAUGGCAAUGACUACAUCAUUGAGGUGAUGGACAGCUCCAUGCCUCUGAUUGGGGAACAUGUGGAGGAAGAUAAGCAACUGAUCACAGAGCUGGUCCUCCAUAAGAUGGCGCAGCUGCUUCUGGGACUUUCCACACCACCGCCAUCUUCAGUCAAGACCACACAGCCCAGACGAGGUGGACACCGCUCUGGCUCUGCCUCCCCUUCCCAGUCAGCCCACGGUUCUCCACAGCGAGCCCGGUCCGCCACCACUUCACCGAGCCAGGCCUUUCAACCUGGGCCUAUCCCUGACACUUCUGGACCUGCAGCUCAGAAACAGUCUCCUCAACUCAACAAAUCGCAGUCGCUGACCAACACCUUCACAGAGACUUUACGAGGCAACGUGACAGACGACGAGGCCAAAGCAGAGACCAUCCGCAGUCUCCGGCAGUCUUUCGCCAGCCUCUUCUCUGACUGAGACCCUCCUUCUUCUUCAUCCUUUCUGCUUCCUGUCAAUCUGCUGAGGAGUCUCCCUGCUUCAUCUUCUGGUUUCCUUCCGUCUUCUGUCACUUUUGUGAAUAACUGCUUCUCCUUGCACCUUCGCUACUAGAAAGGCUUCUUCAACACUUUUUAUGUUAGUGUGAGCACAACAGUCAAACCACUUCUAUUUCUCUUCAUUUCAAAGGAAAACUGCAAUUUUUUUAGUUUUUUUGCCCAUCAUCCACAAUCCUUACUUGAAACAUGAAGGUACAUUUCAGUGUGUUCUAAAGAGAGAAAAACAGUAGGCCUGAAAGAGCUAACAAUGCACCUAAUGGGACACACUUAUUAAACCCUCGAAAAAACCUCCACCGUCAUGAAAAUGUUGAGCUUGCCAAGCCGUGUUGACCCAAAAAAUAUAAAAGUGGAAAAGAUGCCCCAGACAAGCAUGACCAGACGGACAACUAUAUAUCGCAUACAUGGAGCAUAUAGUACAUGUAUACAACAAAUCAUGGAAUGUGGGCUAAUACUUUACAGGUAAUUUUGUUGUCUAUUUGCAUUUGUUCAUAUACCUGUUCUUGUUUCCCAGUCACUGGUAUCCCAUUGCAUUGUUUUGGAGUGCUGUUACCUCUCAGUCGUUCUUGGCAUGAGGCGCUGUGUCACUACUCCAGAAAAGUAGUUCUUCGUAUUACCUGUUAUAACAAUAACAUUCAUUCAUUCCUUCAUUUUCUACCGCUUAUCCUCAACGAGGGUUGCUGGAGCCUAUCCCAGCUGUCUUCGGGCGAGAGGCGGGGUACACCCUGGACUGGUCCCCAGCCAAUCACAGGGCACAUAUAGACAAACAACCAUUCACACUCACAUUCAUACCUAUGGACAAUUUGGAGUCGCCAAUUAACCUAGCAUGUUUUUAGAAUGAUGUGGGAGGAAACCGGAGUACUUGGAGAAAACCCACGCAUGCAUGGGGAGAACAUGCAAACUCCACACAGAGAUGGCCGAGGGUGCUCGGGGCUCCUAGCUGUGAGGCCUGCGCGCUAACCACUCGCAGCCGUGCAGCCCAUCACAAUAACAAUGUGGUUUAUAUACAGGUUAGUCAGAUGCAUUAGCUCCCACAUGCUAGCUGUUUUUAUCUCUUUCGAAAAACACACAGAAAAGGGAAAGAUGUGUUGUCAUGUUUCAAGUAAGGAUUGUGGAUGAUGGGCAACAUUCCCAAAAAAGUGCAGUUUUGUGUUGACCACCUUUUCCGUGCCUGCUUUUCUCUUCAUGCCAUAUGAAAAUAUUCUUGACAUAAAAUCAAACAUGAAACAUAUCAAAUUCUCCUGCAAAUGAUCUCCUCCAUGCCGUAUUUGCGAAUUUUUUUUCACUUAUCAUUUAGUGAAUCAUCAAUCCCGAUGCUAAUCAAUUCAGUAUUUGCAGUUUGCUUGGCCUUUCUAGUGGUGAAUUAUUCCAGUCACAUAUCAUAAUCCAGCUUGAUCUACUUGAUAUUUAAUUAAUAAGCCUUCAAUAAAUGUACUUUUUUUUCUUUGUCUCACUUAGUGAAAGUGCUUACGCUCCCACGUUUAGUCAUUACAGUGUCUGUGAAGCAACCGCUCUUAAAGGUUUGCAGCUGUCCAUGGCAAUAUUAUUCCAAGAGAAGUGCAUAAAAGCACAUGGCUCACCAGCGUAUUUGCCAGCUACUCACACAUUGGCUUAAGCAGCGACUCCUCCACCAAAGUGCUUUUUAAGCCAAUUAAAAAUAAGUCUGCAGCACGCUGCGUCAAGAGCGAAAUCGCACAGCUUGUCGACCUUUGAACUGAGUGAUUUCACAAAGGUGCAAAUGCUCUUCUGGCUUCUGGCCAUCGUCUUCCGUGACAGCAAAGUUGUUGUUUUAGUUUUCUUGCUGUUUAGUGCUUUGUGAAUAACACGCUGCCAUCCAGGGCAAUUUAUGGUGUUAAGUUACAGCUGCGUGCAAACAAUAGCCCCCAAGUCCGCACCCUCCCCAAAAAAGAAUACAUUGUAUUAUUGUAUUUGGGUUUUUGUUUGCACUGUUUGUGUCCAAAUGUUGUCAAAUUGAAUAUAAAUAGUUGUAAUGCAUGAAACUGUACAAAAGUGUGGGUGCGGGUGGUAUUAAGUGUAAACAAUUACAAAUAGUAUGGCCCUUAUUUGCAAUAAUUAACUUUUUAGGCUAUUUUAAUUUGUUCACCAUGAAGCCUAAUGCUGUGACUACAAAAAAAGCUAACCUUAUUCGAGUUGUUUCACAUUUAACAUGAGAAUGUUUCUAGCUAACUAAGCUAACUACAGACAGCUGAGCACACUGACUGGAAGUUGUGGAAAAUUUGCCGAAUUUUUGUAUAAACUAUCAAAUUAAUAUUUAUUAAUAUUUAUAUUUAUGCUAUGAUACUUUCCCCCCACCGUUUCCAGCCUGUAUGCUAAGCUAUGCUAACUAGAAAAACUGUACAUAGCACGCGUUAACGUCAACCACAGCAGUAAAAUUGAGAAAAGAUAACAAGAAUAAUUACAGACGAUUCCAUUCCAUUUCCUUUAGCACUGUGUCAAAAGGGACCAAAAUAAGGUUUAAAAAGUAUAUUGUUUUGUCCUUGGCCUAAAACACCAGUGUGAAAAGCCAUAAGCAAAUUAUCAGGAUGCGCCGCGCAAUAAUCGCUCACUUGUCAACUGACAUAUCCACUUAGAUCAUCGUGUCAUGUGACUUUGACAUGCGGUUCAUUCUAGCGUUCCGUCAGACAGUUGUUUUUCUCUGUCAAAGCAAGAAAAAAAAGUAAAUGUCAUUCUAACGUAAUGUUUUUAAUUUGACUAAAUUGAAACAGACCUCCAUUGUUUCCAAACUACCUCAAGUUAUGCAGAAAAUGACUUUAGUGUGGUUGACACUGGGACACUAAGAUCUGCGUACUACGAGUGAGAAGACAUGUACUCGACAUUUAAUGUCUGUGGCGUCAAAACCCGAGUUUAAAGUUACCUGGCUGCAAUGGAACUCACCCUUAAGGGGAUUAUCAGCAUCCCAAUUGCUGUCAAGACCAUUCAGACACUUUAAGAGCAAAGAUUGUUUUCUUUAAGAAUUGACAAUGGAAAAUGUCAUUAGUUUCUUUUAUUCUGUAUAUCAUUUACAAAAAAAAAGAAUACGUGUUUUUUCCUUUAUUACCGUAAAUAAACAUGAACUUUAUGUGAAAUGGCAACCAACCUUAUUUUCUCGUUAAAAUGUCAGCACCAAACUCUGCUUAACAUUUACUCUACAUUACAGCUAAUGAGUCCAGUACUUCCUGUUUUGUUUCAUGCAGCCAUUUUCGGCAGACAUCUAGCUCGGUCUGAAAUAACUAUUGGAAAACAAACGAUUGGAAACAAUUUGAGCCGUGAUGGUAAUGGUAAUGAUUGGCAGUUGUGUCGACCAAUUAGAGCUUUUAAAAAUGUGUGCAUCCUUUUAACCUGUCCUCUUUGGACAAAGGCAAUACACUUUUUAUGUUCCAAAGUUUUAUUGUGAAAGGUAUGAAAUAUGCAGCCACAGAGACUUAAGUUGAAAUCGUUGCGACUGUCACUGUUGAGUUACACAAUAUUCCCGCCACUGUGUCCCCUCCCUCUCUGGUGGAUGGUAUGAAAUGGUACUUUAGGUGUUCUUCUUCUGUAUAUUGUUGUAAAUGUGGCAUGAAUCCUACUUGUGUGCCUCAGGUGUGAACAUUCGGUCGUCAUGUAAUUUUUUUUUUAAUGUCCGGCUGCUUAUUUGUGAGUGGAAUGCAUCUCGUAUGUUUCUGCAAUUUAUCAGUAUUCUGUACAGUUUGGUCCAGAUUUCUGUUAUUAAAAGUGAGACCUUUUACUACACCUUGGCUGUGGGUCAUCCAGAGAACUAUACUGAUUUAAAAUGUUAUGUUCUCCAUGUAUGGUCACUCUUUUAAAAGCCACACAUACCAUACUGAGAAUAAUAAAACCACUUCGUCUACUGUAUUUUAUUCCUCCUGGCAUGAAGCAUGGGGUGUCGGGCUGCAGGCCGUACAACCCUGCGGGACUCCUUUCAUGUGCGUCACCUCAAGCUGUGAAAUAAACUCUGAGGAGCGCUAAAAUGUUGUAGGGGUAAUAAAAAAAAACACAUUCAGCCUGCGCACAAUAUUCCAUUUUCAAACUAUGACUUCAUCUCUGCAGCCAUUUGUGAGGCAAUGACACGUCUGGCUGCCGACAAACAUGAGGUAACACUGCACAAUGUUAUGAGAUCAUACUCUUAUUGACAGGUAUUGAUUUGACCACAGCUUUCUACUGAUUUGGUCUCAAAUCGUAAAGCCAAAUUGAUUUUAUAAAUUGAUUUUCAUGGUUUUGUACAUUCGUUUUCUAUGCCGCUUAUCCUCACACCUGACAUUUUUCUUUGUUUCGCUGAGAUUUUUUGCCUUUUUUAAGGUGGAAAAAGUCACUAAUCAGAUCUGUUCUGUUCAGGUCUGAUAUUGUCAAGCAUCAUGAUGGUAGCACAAUGGUCUGGGGCUGCAUGAGUGCCGCUGUCACUGGGGAGCUGUGGUUCAUUAAGCGGAAACUUGAAUUCCAGCAUGUGCUGUGACAUUCUAAAGCAGUGCAUAACAGUUUUCCUACAUUAAAACAAGCCCUAACACACCUCAGAGAUGAUUAAGUGCCCUUGCUGCUAAAAACAAAAAUGAACGGCUUCAUUGGCUGAAUAUAAAGACAAGACUGCCUUAUUUUUUUCGCACUCUUCAUCUUCUGCUUACCUCUUCAAACUUGUUUCUGCCCCAUAUGACACAAGUGCUGCAUGCCAACCAGACCGGUUGUAUUGGCGACCUGAUGCUAAUCUGCUACUACAGUGAUCCCCCCUCCAGCCCCAGCAUUGUCAAGGUUGAAUGUUCUAGUCCGGACCUGCCUGCAGGCGGGCGGCACUCCUGUAAAUGGGUGCAAUAAACCCACAGGCGCUACCUGCACGAAUGAUGAUUUAUGAUGCUGCAUUCCAACACAUCCUUCCUAUCAAGGCAUCUGGAUAAAAGUACUUGCACUUUUUUCUUAUUAUUAUGUGUUUGUUUCCAUUUUAUUUCUGGCCGUAAGAAUGACUCGUGUUGAUCCGUGAUCUUUCCUGAGUGUCCGUCUAGUUAUUUUGUGAUGACACAAUAGUUUAGAGUAGACUGAUUGAAGGCAUACAAGUGAUGGUUGGCGUUGAAUGUGUAAAGGUUGCUCAUUCUGCCGCUUGUGGCGCACACUAUCUUCUUCUCAUACUGCCCAGACAAACACUACGUCAUCAUCAUCAUGUGAGAUGAACAAGCCAAUGUAUCAUCUAGUU